Molecule: messenger RNA, 1323 nt
Organism: Dovyalis caffra
Lineage: Eukaryota; Viridiplantae; Streptophyta; Magnoliopsida; Malpighiales; Salicaceae
Source: the annotation of a GenBank genome assembly
AUGGCUCUUACCCACAAUUAUCUUCUUUCAUUUUGCAUCCUUUUUGCCCUCUUUAUUGUCCCUUCCUUAUCAAAAACAUCAUUCAGGCCUAAAGCAUUAAUCCUUCCCGUCUCAAAAGAUGCAUCAACUCUCCAAUACGUGACCCUAAUCAACCAAAGAACACCUUUAGUGCCUGUAAAGUUGACCCUUGAUCUUGGUGGCCAAUAUCAAUGGGUCGACUGUGAAGAAGGCUAUGUAUCGUCUUCUUAUAAACCUGUACGUUGCAGAUCUGCCCAAUGCGCACUUGCUAGGUCAAAGAGUUGCAUCACUGAAUGCUAUUCUAUCCCCAAGCCAGGAUGCAACAAUAACACAUGUGGCCUCCUCCCUGACAACACCGUAACACACACCGGCACUAGUGGUGAGGUUGGUCAGGAUGUUGUUUCUAUCCUAUCUACUGAUGGAUCAAAUCCUGGCAGAGUUGUUUCUGUGACUAAAUUGAUCUUCACUUGUAGUGGACCAAGUUUCCUAGAAGGUCUUGCUAGGGGUGUCAAGGGCAUGGCUGGCCUUGGAAGGACUAAGAUUUCACUUCCCUCUCAAUUCUCUGCUGCUUUUAGCUUUGAUAGGAAGUUUGCCAUUUGCUUGGCUUCUUCAACUUCAAAUGCUAAAGGUGUGGUAUUUUUGGGGGCUGGCCCGUAUGUUUUUCUUCCAGGUAUUGAUGUCUCUAAGUCUCUUAUUUACACCCCAUUAAUUCUCAACCCUGUAAGUACAGCGUCAGCUUCCUUUGAAGGAGAGCCUUCUUCUGAAUACUUCAUUGGAGUCAAGUCUAUCAAGAUUAAUGGAAAAGUUGUUCCAUUGAACACAUCAUUGCUAUCCAUUGAUAGUACUGAAGGCAUUGGAGGAACAAAGAUCAGCACUGUGAAUCCAUACACAGUAAUGGAAACAACAAUCUACAAAGCUGUGGUUGAUACUUUUGUCAAAGAGCUAACCAAUGUUCCGAGAUUGGCAUCAGUGGCACCAUUUGGGGCAUGCUUUAACUCAACCAACAUUGGUAGCACUAGGGUUGGACCGGCGGUGCCUCAAAUUGACCUUGUCCUGCAGAGCAGUAACGUCUUCUGGAGGAUUUUUGGUGCAAACUCAAUGGUGUUUGUUAAAAGCGAUGUGUUGUGUCUUGGGUUCGUGGACGGAGGUUUAAACCCUAGGACUUCAAUUGUAAUUGGAGGUUACCAAUUGGAGAAUAAUCUUCUGCAGUUUGAUCUUGCCACAUCAAGGCUUGGUUUCAGCUCUUCACUGUUGUUUAGACAAACCACUUGUGCCAACUUCAACUUUACCUCUAAUCAUUCUUAA